Messenger RNA from Drosophila virilis, 2536 nucleotides. RefSeq names its product glutamate receptor ionotropic, kainate 2. Gene Ontology annotation, biological process: monoatomic ion transport. Gene Ontology annotation, molecular function: signaling receptor activity; ligand-gated monoatomic ion channel activity. The record is from RefSeq and is a predicted model, not a curated record. Gene Ontology annotation, cellular component: postsynaptic density membrane; plasma membrane. Lineage: Eukaryota; Metazoa; Arthropoda; Insecta; Diptera; Drosophilidae.
CCGGGAAGGACGGGUUAUACCAAUCUGUGAUUAAAUAAAUUAACAAAACUUAUAUCUAUUUCAGACAGAGUCUGCUCUCAUGUUCGAUUCGGUAUAUGCAUUUGCAUAUGGGCUAAAACAUUUGGAUAGUAGUCACACUUUAACGUUCAGGAAUCUGUCAUGUAACUCUGACCGAGUAUGGAGCGACGGACUCUCGCUAUAUAAUUAUAUUAAUUCGGCUGCAGUUGAUGGCUUGACUGGAAGGGUUAAUUUUAUUGAGGGUCGAAGAAACAAAUUUAAAAUAGAUAUACUAAAACUGAAACAGGAAAUAAUACAAAAAGUCGGCUAUUGGCAACCGGAUGUGGGUGUUAACAUUUCUGAUCCUACUGCAUUUUACGACUCCAACAUUGCAAAUAUAACUCUGGUCGUAAUGACUAGAGAGGAACGUCCGUAUGUUAUGGUUAAGGAAGACGCAAAUCUUACUGGAAAUGCUAAAUUUGAGGGCUUUUGCAUAGACCUACUGAAGGCCAUAGCACAACAAGUUGGCUUCCAAUAUAAAAUUGAAUUGGUUCCUGAUAAUAUGUAUGGUGUUUACAUACCGGAAACGAAUUCUUGGAAUGGAAUUGUGCAAGAGUUAAUGGAAAGGCGUGCAGAUUUAGCUGUCGCGUCAAUGACUAUUAACUAUGCACGAGAAAGUGUUAUAGACUUCACCAAACCAUUUAUGAAUCUCGGAAUUGGCAUUCUUUUCAAGGUGCCGACAAGUCAGCCCACACGACUGUUUUCCUUUAUGAACCCAUUGGCAAUUGAAAUCUGGCUGUAUGUGCUAGCUGCUUAUAUCUUAGUAUCCUUCGCGUUAUUUGUGAUGGCUCGCUUCUCUCCGUAUGAGUGGAAGAACCCGCAUCCGUGCUAUAAGGAAACUGAUAUCGUUGAGAAUCAGUUUUCGAUAUCCAACAGUUUCUGGUUUAUAACGGGCACAUUUUUGCGACAAGGAUCCGGUCUGAAUCCGAAGAUAUCAGAUCGAGCUCAAACGAAGUUUUUCUCUUUUAUGAACCCACUCGCCAUCGAAAUAUGGUUUUACAUAGCAUUCGGCUACAUUCUUGUAUCAUUCUGUAUCUGGAUAGUAGCACGAUUAUCACCAAUGGAAUGGGUUCGUUCGAAACCAGCCUGUUCCAUGGCAUGCGACCAUAUGUUACGAAAAAUUCGAAAAGCUAACAAUGACUACGAUCAAUUGGAACUCAAAUCUUUCGAUAAUGAUCGGGAUCCAGAUACCAAGUGCUGCAAAGAGCACAUUAAUAAUUUAAAGCUAAAUGAUGAACACACAGCUAAUAAUCAUGAUAAUGCGGCUACUGUCGACUAUUUUAUAAAGCCCACUGUUCUUCAGGAUGAUGAUGAGGAAGAUGAUGAUGACCCCUUGGAGUUAGAGAGCGUACAAAAUGACUUUACACUGAAAAAUAGCUUUUGGUUUGCAAUUGGUGCUCUAAUGCAGCAAGGGGCCGACUUGUAUCCAAGGGCAACAUCUACCCGGAUUGUUGGCGGCUGCUGGUUUUUCUUUUGUCUUAUUAUAAUCUCAUCAUACACAGCCAAUUUGGCUGCCUUUUUAACAGUCGAACGUAUGAUAACCCCCAUUGAAAGUGCAGCGGAUUUGGCAGAUCAAACUGAAAUCUCAUACGGCACUUUGGAAGGCGGAUCAACAAUGACAUUUUUUAGGGACUCAAAAAUUGGGAUAUAUCAGAAAAUGUGGCGCUACAUGGAAAAUCGAAAAGCAUCUGUGUUUGUGAAAAGCUACGAAGAUGGAAUAAAGCGCGUAAUGGAAGGCAAUUAUGCUUUUCUAAUGGAAUCGACAAUGUUGGACUAUGCCGUUCAGAGGGAUUGUAAUUUGACACAGAUUGGCGGCCUGUUGGAUUCUAAGGGUUAUGGUAUUGCAACACCUAAAGGAUCUCCUUGGAGGGACAAAAUUUCUUUAGCGAUAUUGGAAUUGCAAGAGAAGGGCAUUAUUCAGAUACUCUACGACAAAUGGUGGAAAAAUACGGGCGAUGUGUGCAACAGAGAUGACAAAAGCAAAGAAUCCAAAGCAAAUGCGUUGGGUGUGGAAAAUAUUGGUGGUGUAUUUGUUGUUCUACUUUGUGGACUUGCGCUUGCGGUGGUUGUGGCCAUUUUUGAAUUUUGUUGGAAUUCAAAGAAAAAUCUGCACACAGACAAUCAAUCCUUGUGUUCAGAAAUGGCCGAGGAGCUGCGUUUCGCCAUGCACUGCCAGGGCUCCAAGUCAAAGCAGAGACCUGCACUUAAACGUGAUUGCAUUAAAUGUGCUCCCGGGUCCACUUACGUACCAACUAAUGUUACAAUGCCAAACUUGGGCGUUCAUUAUAACUAUUUUAAUUGAUUCAGAUUCCGAAAAUAAAACAUCAAAAAACUUCAAAGAACGGUUAAGGCUUUUAAAAUUAAGUAAAUGAUGCUCAUAUAUGUGCAUGUACAUGCAUAUGUAUCUGCUUUACAGACAUCUAUUAUUUUUGUACCAACUUUCAAAAAUAAAAACACACUUGUUGCGAAGCGAAUAAGA